CCAGCUGGGAACAAUAACAGUGUCGGCGCUGAGCGCGGAGCGCAUUCGGCUUCGCGGCCCCCGUGGGAAAAUUCCGGCAGGAGACGCGCAAGCCCGGCCUGGGGAACAAGGAGCGAGCUCGGUGGAGCCGGGCUAGGCAGCUAGGAAGUCGGCGCUGCCCUGGAGAGCGUGGGCGGAAGGGAGCCUGCUGUGUGCCACAGUGUGUAGCCCCUGCCCUCCCCUCCACCCGGCGACCGGAGCCACCCACGGCGGCCGAUGCCCUGCGAAGCAACCGCGGCCCCCUUCGUUCCUGGCCUCUUUCCGCACAAGGCCCUGGCUGGCUGCAACUCGGCGGGACUCCGUUUCCCGGGCCUCGGCGCUUAGGGAGAAUGGGGCGUGUUCCUGGUUCCCAGCCCCUGCCAUCCGGAGCCGUCCUCCAGCCCGGCGCCCAGGACAUUGGGGCUGGCCCGCUGAGGCGGCUCUGAUCCCCGGGACGGAAAGCCGUGACUCCCUGCGGUGUGGCGGAGGGGGUCCCGAGGUCAGGGGCUCCCCGGCCCACUCUCGUCCAAGCUCCUGGGCAUGUGAACCACGGCGCCUCGGACCAUGUCUCUGGAGGGCCUGGGAGUGACCCAGAAUGUGACCGACCUGGAGGCCCUCCUGCGGGGAGCGGAGGCCAUCCAUGUCAUGGACCAGCAGAUCGUGAUCAUUUCCACCCCCGACCAGCUCCCCGCGCCCGAGGGCGAGAACGACACCGAAGUGCUGCUCUUCGCCACGCCACAGCCCGCCCGCUUGGAGGCGGCCACGCGGAGGCCUGCUUUGGAACGGCCGCCGGUAAAACGGAAACUGAAUUUGGAAACUGACCACCAGUAUAUUUCAGAGAGUGUCCAAGCAACCCGAGGAAAAGCGAAAAAUCCUGUUAAAGGGCUGAAGUCUCCUGGAGAGAAAUCCCGCUAUGAAACUUCUUUGAAUCUGACUACCAAACGAUUCUUGGAGCUGCUGAGCCAAUCGCCUGAUGGUGUUGUAGAUCUUAACUGGGCUGCAGAGGUGCUCAAGGUGCAGAAGAGGCGGAUCUAUGACAUCACCAAUGUCCUGGAAGGCAUCCAGCUUAUCACCAAGAAGUCCAAGAACCAUAUCCAGUGGCUGGGCAACCGGUCUGCUGUGGGGAGCACCAGCCAGAGCCAGGGGUUGGUGAAAGAACUCCAGGAUCUUCAGGCUGCAGAACAACAAAUGGACAACCUCAUCCAGAUGUGCACCACCCAGUUCAGGCUCCUUACUGAGGACCCCGAUAACAAGCACUCAGCUUAUGUGACUUGCCAAGAUCUGCGCAGCAUUGCAGACCCCUCUGAGCAGCUGGUGAUGGUGAUCAAAGCCCCCCAGGAGACACAGAUGCAAGUCUCUGACCCAGCAGAGGCUUUCCAGAUUGCUGUGAAAAGCACUCAGGGCCCCAUUGAUGUGUUCCUUUGCCCAGAAGAGAGCUCCGGGGUCUCCAGCCCCACCAAAAGCCCAUGGAAAGCGGCUGCUGAAGAAACUUCCCUGGAGUCUUCUCAAGCCUCUGUGCUUCUACACCCCUCCCAGGAUAUGAAGCUGCCCUUGCUGAGUGGAGACCAAGAGCCCCUGUUGCCUGGGGACAGUUCAGUGCCCCUGAAGUGCUCAACAGAUGAUGUGACUCUCUCACCCCUGGCCUCAGUCGAUGCGUUGCUGGAACAGGGCAAGGAUGACUUCUCCAGCUUCCUGCCUACUGAAUUCAUUGCCCUCUCACCACCCCAGACCCAGGACUACCAUUUUGGGCUGGAGGAGGGUGAAGGCAUCAGUGAACUUUUUGACUGUGACUUUGGAGACUUCACUUCUUUGGAUUUCUGAGCGUCUUCAGGGUUGGGGGUGCUCAGCUGACCCUGCCCUGUGUUAUGAAGCAUCCUCUGGAGCUGACACCUGAAUGUAAAUGCAAGACCAGCUGAGGCAUUCUUGGCCUGUGUGCUGUGGAGCAGAGUUCAGGGAAGGAAGAAGAGAGAGACUGGAAUCCAGGGUGGCGACGGAAUGGUGGAAGUUGGUGGCUGCCUCUAAGUAGCCAUCACACCAUGACGGAGAAAGGCAGCUGGCAAUAUGAAGCUGAUUGCUGCUGUGAAAGUAGCUGGCUUCUUGUCCGUGACCUCAGGGGGCAAAUAUACACUACUGUGCCGAAGCCAGUAGCUGUAGAAAUGAUAGUCCAGACCGGUAGAGGGUGGAGUCAUUUUUUAUUCUGUGGUGCCAUGUUUUGAUGCAGUCAGAGUAGUCCCAGUAGAGUUGCUGGCCUAGCAACAAUGCCACCUAUCUUAUUGUUGCCAAACCCCUCCUUUCGCUGAAUUUUCGCCUCUGUGGCUGUAGAUCAGCCCCCUGAGUCAGCUGCUUAUCUCCUCCUCCCCGCCCCACCUUAGUAUGAGUUGUUUCCCCUCCUUCAUUGGGGGCUUUGCUUCUGAGAACACGUGGUCCGUCCCUCGCUUGCAAGGCCAGCGGUGUAUAUAUUAGGUAUGGUUGUGAGAGGACAGUUUUCUGCCAGGAGUGAGGAAGGAAUGGUACUCUGGCUAACAGAUUGGGAUUGGUUACAAAAUAAAAAUCUCUGUGCUGAGAAAAAGAAGCCAAGUGUGUGGGGCAGGGUGGGGCGGUGUUGAAGGAACCUUUUGGUGGUAGGGAGAGCCCAAGCUGUUUAAGCUAACUAAAGAAAACAGUAAUCAGAUAUGCUAACAGGAUUUUUUUACCUUCAUCUUGAAAAGGAACAAAGAUGAAUAAAAGAGAUCCUAAAAUGGCAGCCCUUGAGGGGCAGGGGAAGCUGCUGCUCGGUAUUAGAGCAAGAGACUCCUGUUUCUUGCAAGUUUUAUUCAUUCUAAAGCUUUAAGGAUUGUUCUGUAUAGCUUUAUUUAUUUUAGGUUUUCCCCCCCUCUCGUUCCCUUCUUGAAAGGCAUCUGAUUUUGUUUAAAUUAUUUCUGGAUGGAAUGUGUGCGUUUCUGUGGGUGGGGGCAUGCUUAGAAGUAAUUGGCCCAGUGGCCAGUGCAUUUUAACUGUCCUGAUCUCUGAGGCUGGCAGAGAAGAUAUGACAUUGUUUGGGAAUGGGGCUAGGGAAUGGAAAAUGGCAAGGAGCAUUUUUUUCUGGCAAGAGAGCCAGUGUGUCAUGGUGGUGCUCUCCAUGAAGGUAAGGGACCGCCUUUUUUUGGCUCCUGCUCAUAUUAUAUGGUAUGGAGCAAUGAAAGUCUUGGUAUUCUGGGACUGCCUUCCCUAUAAAGUAAAGGCAAAAAUGUUGACGUCCAGCUUUAUGCUGUCCCAUGUGCUAAGCACUGAGGGAUAGUCAGAUGUCAUAAAUUCAUAUUAUUUAUUUUUAUUUAUGUAUCUCCACCCAGUGCUCCUAGAAGGUAAGGAAAGUAUCUGUGGAGGAAGGCCGCAUGAAGUGGAGCUAGGCAUAUCCAGGUGUGUGGAAUGAGGCCAUAUUGUAUCCUGUUAGAAUAGCUAACCUAGCUAUUAAGAAUGGAAAGCUGAACUUAGGAAGUUGGUAGGUAGUUGGUUUAUUGUAGUUUAGCUAUUAAGUCUGAGAAGCGAUUGCUGGGUGUCCUGUCUAUGUGAUGAAGACUGUUGAGUUGAAGUGAUAUUUAUUGAUAGUAAAAUGAACGGCAGGUUUGAUUAAUAGAGGGAAAAAUGGGGAAAUGUUAAGGAGAGAGAGAGCUUGGCAAAUAAAGCUGUGGAAGGCAUGGCUCUAUUCUUGGCUUACCCGUUUUGCUAAGAAGCUUUUUAUGAGGAGACACCAAGGAUGAAUGGGGCUUUACCAUUACCUUAAAAAUGUAAAUAUUGUCAGGUGGGUACAGUCUUGUACCUAGUGUAUGGGCAGCACAGCAAGAGGUGCUGUUCCUUGGGUGCCUUCCUGUCAGAAUUACUACCUAUUUCAGUUACUAAAACUCACCAAAGUGUGUUGCUCCUUUGAAGGAGCUUCUCUUGCUUUACAAAAAAGGUAGUUGUGACUGUGAGUGUGAAACUUUAGAACCCUACAGGUUGUACUGGGAAGGGGGGAGGGAUAAGUCAUCAACGCUGACAGAUUCAUGGAACAGCCUAAUCUAUUCGGCCUAGUUUUGUGAGGAGAAAGAAGCUUUGUAGGCCUGGUAGUGUAAGAUGACAGAAUUAGAUGCCUGUUACUUGUUAAGGUAUUGGUUCUGAGACAUUGUGAACAGCAUGGAAAUGUCUUGGGUGAAUGGGAAAAUGGGAAUAAAGCCCCUAACUGGCCUACUGUUAUUGUCCAAUACAGCACUAUUUCUUGGCUCAAAUGUGAUUGGCCAGCUGAUGGUUGUGUAGAAGUGAAGGUACAUUAGAGUCCCUACAGCAUGGUAUCUUGUCCCCGGGAUUGAGACCCUUGCAGUAAAGCCAAAGCAACUGAUGGCCAAGAAUCAUCGUCCUGUAGUGAGGCUCUGUAGUCAUGGCAUAAGGAGGUGAAUACCCGUCUCAGUUCUCAAUAUAGCAUAUUGCAAGUUGAGCAGCUGCAACUGGUCUUUUACUUGAAGCAACUAUUAAGGGCUGUAUUCUUUCUCUAUGCUACUUUUUGGUUGGUUGGUGAAAUGUACUCUGUUCCUUUGUGACUUUAUCCUAGUUGGGCCUUCCUUUUCUGUUUCUGAAAACAUGCAGGGGAAGUUCUUGAUCAUGUACAUUUGAGUUAACUUCUAUCUUCUGUGUACAAGACUGCUUGUCCUUUCUGGGUUCUUGCCUCAUGAAUGCAGGCACCUUCUUGGAAAUGCAGUUUUAGGUCCCAUAAUUGUUACGGAAGCGGGAACUCUUUCAUCAGGAAUAGAGUUGCAGACUUCUAAUGGUUCAAAAUGUACUUUUUAUAAUGAAUGAUUUUUAUUGAAUUAUCCUGUAAGGUUAUCAGUUUUGUGGAGAGGAGGUACUCAGUAAGGCACUGCAAAGUGUGGUUCAUGAAACUGAAAAAGAGCAUAACCAGUAUACAGAGAGGAAGGGUUUGCCAGGGUUUCAGGAAACUUUCAAGUUUUGCUCCCUGUCAGGGAUGGGGUGGUGAGUGCCUGGCAAGCCACAACACUUGACAGGGAUGUUGCUUUCAGCUUCGUGUGACACAAGUUCUGCAGGCCUGCGCUAUUGUUUCCUCUAUCCCUUUUUACAUAACUAUGGUAAAUAAUUGUGCUGCUGUUUCUCCUGGAUUGUACAGGGGAGCCAUUCUUUUCUUAAUCUUUCUCUUUUGUAUCAAAAAGCUGCUGCAGCCUUCAUCUUCUCCAUCCCACCACAGGCAACAGUAGGUAGGUUUUUUUUGUUUUGUUUUGGUCCAGGUUAUUUCCUGCUUCUCUCAUCCAUCUUGUCUAUUUUUAUAUAAGCACUCCUCUGCAGAAACAUGGGGAAGGGGGAAUUCUAUUUGUGAUCUUACCUGUCUAUCAAGUUCUCCAGACACCACUGGGCUAAGAAUAUCCUUCAUGCCAGGUAAUAGCAGGUUGUUCUCUGGUUAUUCAGUUUAAGAUUUUUGUAUUCCAAGGGACAAAUCCAGAAAUGCAUAAGGCCAACUAGGACAAAGAUAUAAAGGAGCAUUGUGUCACAGGUACUUAUGGGAUGUGGCUGUUUUUCAUGCAAGUAGGGCUUGGAUGUAGAGAAACCAAAUUCGAAGUGUUCUGUGGAAGGCCUUCUGCUGUUGGGAUGACCAGAGCUUACAAGGAGAUGACAAGGAGAAGAUUCACCAAAUACUCUACUGAUAAAAUAAAUUUUGGUAUAACCUUGUAAUAGGGGUGCUCAUGAAUCCAGAGGCCUGACAUGAGAAAAAGCUCAAUGUAUUUUAUUCCAGGUGUCCUGGGUAUGAGUAUUGCUGUCCAGAUGCAACUACAGAAAAUUAUUCUGACAUCAACCAAAAUCUUGGGGGAAGGAAGGGUAGGACAAUAGGAGCAGGUUAUUUUGCUCCUUUUCAAACUCAGAUUGGAGGGACCAUUAGAAUCACACAUAAUAUGAUAGUUUUGAAAUGCCUUGACAUCUUCUGGUUCAAAAAACAAAACUUGGAUUCAUAUGCUGCUCCCUUCUUCAAUAGGACUUUGUUAUUAUUUGCAGAAAGAAUUAUGAACACACUCAGGCUGGAAUUGGCUCUUGUCGUGUUCUUUUAUUAAAAUUGAAAGCACAGUAUAGAAAAGAGGGUCUCUUCUUUUUCCCUAGCAAGAGAGAGUAUGACCUGAUAUGAUUGCUUUAAGGAUAAGAGAAAGUGGAAUCAAUGAAUUUUGUAUUUGGGGAAGAGAUGGUGUUGGAUGGAGGUUGGCAAAGGCUUCUGGGAUCUUGGGAUGGUGGUUCUGGAGGAUUGCACAUUUCUGUACAUGCCCAGCUGGGAAUUCUGGGUCCAUUUGGCAGCCAGGCAGCUCAAUGCAAUGCAAUACUGCUGCAAAUCCCAGUGCCUAAACACUGAGGGGUGAUGCACUUCUGUGUACCUUUUUAUAACAAGACUUGUUCAUGAU
Molecule: messenger RNA, 6422 nt
Organism: Eublepharis macularius
Lineage: Eukaryota; Metazoa; Chordata; Lepidosauria; Squamata; Eublepharidae
Gene: E2F1
Product: E2F transcription factor 1
Exons: 7
Coding region: 583-1839 (418 amino acids)
Biological process (GO): G1/S transition of mitotic cell cycle; regulation of transcription by RNA polymerase II
Cellular component (GO): Rb-E2F complex
Molecular function (GO): RNA polymerase II cis-regulatory region sequence-specific DNA binding; protein dimerization activity; DNA-binding transcription factor activity, RNA polymerase II-specific
Source: RefSeq, a predicted model, not a curated record